Molecule: messenger RNA, 1575 nt
Organism: Schistocerca americana (American grasshopper)
Lineage: Eukaryota; Metazoa; Arthropoda; Insecta; Orthoptera; Acrididae
Product: zinc finger protein 436-like
Exons: 8
Coding region: 1-1575 (524 amino acids)
Biological process (GO): regulation of transcription by RNA polymerase II
Molecular function (GO): DNA-binding transcription factor activity; RNA polymerase II cis-regulatory region sequence-specific DNA binding
Source: RefSeq, a predicted model, not a curated record
AUGACUGGUCAUGUGAUUCCAACCCUUGUGACACCAGGGCUGAUCGUGCAGUUCAGUGACCAGUGCCUGCUGUCUGGCAGUGGCCUAAUUACUGUUCUGGGCUCUGUCUUCUAUUCCAAGUUCUCUUAUAACUUUGUCCCAUUGUAUUAUAUAUUGACUGACUCCUACUGGCGACCACUUGAAGAAUUUGAACAAAUUGACAUUAAACAAGACAAUGUUGAAUGGGAAACUCCUGAUGGUUUUGAUGUGUGUGACCCACUACAUGUUCAGAAAGAGGAAUGGGGAAUUUUUGAAGAUCUUGAUGCCUGUGACUCACUACAGCUUAAGGAGGAGCAGUUGGAGAUUCCAGAAGAUAUCGAUGCCUGUGACUUACUAAAGGUGACGAAAGAGGAGCUCAGAAAUGAAGCAGGGUUGGAAAGUUGCAGCAAUGACCUAGAAAGCAUUUUCCCUGCUGGCAUGGAGGAAGGCAACAGAACUGGUGGUAGUGGCAGCGGCAGUCUGGGCACCAUCACGGAGGAUGCAUUACAUCUCGAGCAAAGCUGCGACAUCUCCAAAAGCACAUUUGCACAUCUUCAGGACCUGAAGGAGCAGAAACACAUGGGAAGUCAUGAUUUUCUGCAUUCUUGCAGUGUGUGUCGUAAAAUAUCUAAAAAUAAUGGUGGCUUGGAGAAGCAUUCAUGUGUUCACACAGAAUGUCCCUGUAAAUGUGAAUUGUAUCACAAGGUACACACAGCUUGUAGCAAACUGAGGAGACACUCACAGGUGCAAACAGGCGAACGUCCGUACACUUGUCGUGUGUGUCUCAAGACAUUCACAGAAAGAGGUCACCUCAAGAGACACUCACAACAGCACAAGGGGGAAAGACCCUAUUCUUGCAACAUAUGUCAAAAGAAAUUUGCAUAUAGCUACAGCUUCAAGGUCCAUGUAUGUUUCCAAACAGGUGAACGCCAUGAACGCCCAUACAGUUGUGAUGUCUGUCAGAAGAGGUUCACGAGAAGUGGCAACUUAAUGAAUCACUUGGCAGUGCACGUUGGUGAGCGUCCGUACAGCUGUGAUGUCUGCCACAAGACAUUCAAGCAAAAUGUGAGCCUGAUGCGACACCAGCAACUGCAUGCAAGGUGCCAGGGAGCAGUUAGCAAACCCACUAGCAGCAGCAACAGCAGCAGGUCCAACAGCAGGGUUGCUAACACUGCCCUCACCUGGAAGGUCUACAGAUGCAGUUUCAAUGGCUGCCACAAAGCGUACGGCAAGAGUUCACAUCUGAAGGCCCAUCUUCGGAUACACACAGGGGAACGGCCAUUUUCGUGCACGUGGUCUGGUUGUGGCAGGAGGUUCACCCGCUCGGACGAGCUGACGCGCCACUCUGUCACCCACACUGGCGAGAGGAACUUCUGCUGCCCAAUCUGUGACAAGAAGUUUGUGCGCAGUGACCACUUGAGCAAACAUGUCCGCAGGCAUCAAACUUACGACCCGUCAGAACUGCGAUGGCGACUACCACCUCAAAAGGCGUGCACCAUCAAUUCCACUGACAGUACACCAUCUGAGGUGCUGUUUGAUGGAGUGCCAUCACCCUAG